AUGGAAAUGGUUAAAUCAUUUCUUCAGUCAACAGCUGUGAGAGGAUUGUAUGUUCUUAUUUGUGUAGUUAUCGCAGUAUUAAUUAGACUUUAUUCUGUAUUAAGAUAUGAAAGUGUUAUUCAUGAAUUUGAUCCAUAUUUCAAUUAUCGAGCCAGUAAAUAUUUAUUAGCAAAUGGAUUAGAUGCAUUUAAUAAUUGGUUUGAUGAAACUGCUUGGUAUCCUUUAGGACGUAUUGUAGGUGUUACUGUUUAUCCUGGAUUAAUGUAUACCUCAGUAUUUUUCUUUAGGGUACUUGAAUUUUUACACUUAUCAGUUGAUAUAAAAGAGAUUUGUGUAUUUAUGGGACCAUUUUUUUCUGGACUUACUGUCCUUGUAGGUUAUAGAAUGACUACUGAAAUUGCUUCACAAAAAGCUGCAUUAAUUGCUGCAUUAUUAAUUGCUAUUAUUCCCGGUUAUAUCAGUCGUUCAGUUGCAGGAAGUUAUGAUAAUGAAUGCAUUUCUAUUUUUGCUUUAUUAUUAACAUUUUAUCUUUGGAUUCGAGCAGUUAAAAGUGGAAGUCCAAUUAAAGCAGCUUUAUGUGCACUUGCAUAUUAUUAUAUGGCACUUUCAUGGGGUGCUUAUGUGUUUAUAAUUAACUUAAUUCCAUUACAUGCAUUCUUAUUAUUAGUCUUUGGAAGAUUUAGUAAUAGAUUAUAUACUGCAUAUACAACAUUUUAUGUUAUUGGUAUUUUAUUAUCAAUGCAAGUUUCUUUUAUUGGACUCCAACCUAUUCGUUCAUCUGAACAUAUGGCAUCAAUGUUUGUAUUUAUAUUUAUUCAAAUAUAUGUUUUCUUUAGCUGGAUUAAAUCAAAAUUAUCUGAACAACAAUUUAAAAAAUUUUAUAUUAAAUGUAUUAUGACAAGUAUUAUAACUGGUAUUCUUAUUAUUACAGUGUUAACUCUUACUGGUAAGAUUUCUCCUUGGACUGGUAGAUUUUAUGCUCUUCUUGAUCCUACUUAUGCUAAAGAACAUAUUCCAAUUAUUGCAUCUGUUUCAGAACAUCAACCAACGUCAUGGGGAACAUUUUUCUUUGAUCUUCAUAUAGUUUGCUUCUUUAUUCCAUUAGGAAUUUACUUUAUGUUAAAGAAUAUAACAGAUGAAAAUAUUUUCACUAUUUUAUUUGUAAUGACAACAGUUUAUUUCUCUGGAGUUAUGUCUCGUUUAAUUUUGAUAUUAUCUACUGGUGCUUGUAUUGUUGCAUCUAUUGGUAUUAGUGAAAUGUAUAGUUCUGUUGUUAAAGUGAUUUUUAAAGAAGAAAGUCAAGAACAAACUAAAAAAGUAUCAAGUAAAAAGAAACAAACAAGUAGUUCUAAUUAUUCUUUAAUGCAAAAUGUAGGAAUUUUCAUUUUUAUGGUUUUAUCAUUAUGUCUAUUAUCAUAUGUUAAUCAUUGUUUAUUUGUUGGAAGAGAAAGUUAUUCUAGUCCAUCAAUUGUAAUGAAAGUGCCUACAGGAGAUAAUUCCUUUAUAGUUUUUGAUGAUCUGAGAGAUUCUUAUAGAUGGUUAAAUCAAAAUACUCCUAAAGACUCUAAAAUUAUGAGUUGGUGGGAUUAUGGAUAUCAACUUGCUGCUGUUGCCAAUAGAACUACUAUUGUAGAUAACAAUACAUGGAAUAAUUCACAUAUUGCACUUGUUGGAGGUGCAUUUGCAAAAUCAGAAAAAGAAAGUUAUAAAAUUUUGAAAGAACUUGAUGUUGAUUAUGUUCUUGUAAUAUUUGGUGGUGUUAUUGGAUUUAGUGGAGAUGAUAUUAAUAAAUUCCUUUGGAUGGUUAGAAUUGGUGGAACAAUUGAUCCAACUAUUAAAGAAAGUGAUUAUUAUUCUAAAACAAGUCAUGAAUUAGAAGUUGGGGCAAAUGUUACAUCAACGAUGAAAAACUCUUUAAUGUACAAAUUAUGUUAUUACCGAUUUGGUGAAUUAAUGACAGAAAGAAAUAAACCAACUGGAUUUGAUAGAGUAAGAAAUAAAGAAAUCGGUUAUAAAGACAUCGAAUUAGACCAUUUAGAAGAGGUAUUUACCUCAGUUCAUUGGAUGGUAAGAAUCUAUAAAGUAAAGAAAGAUAACAAUAGAAUUUAUGAUAUAGAUUCAUUACGCCAUUAA
This is a messenger RNA of Entamoeba nuttalli P19, 2133 nucleotides long. Its product is annotated as oligosaccharyl transferase, putative. The transcript has a single exon. The record is from RefSeq and is a predicted model, not a curated record. Gene Ontology annotation, molecular function: oligosaccharyl transferase activity. NCBI's taxonomy places the organism in Eukaryota, Evosea, Mastigamoebida, Endamoebidae. The coding region runs from base 1 to 2133 and encodes 710 amino acids. Gene Ontology annotation, cellular component: membrane.